AUGGGUGAGUCUGCAGGGCACAGUCUGGUCCAAGAGGCUGCAGAGGUCCAGGACGGCCCGGAAGGGGCCGACGAAGGGGCCGACGUCGCCUCCGGCAGCCAGGCAAAGCCGCAGGGCAGCCCGGGCAAGCUGGGUCAGGUCCGGGCUUUCAAGCGCAAGCUGGAGGAGAGCCUUCGCGCUGGCAUCAUUGACGGCGAGGGUCGAGAUGGCAGGGUCAAGCGGAAGGCGGCAGCCGUGGCCGAUGAGAGGCUGAAGGCGCAGAUAGCCAUGGAGAGGGGCGUGCUGCGAGAGCGUGCGCCGAAGGCACAGGCGAGACCGCAGCAAUCUGACGAGCAGGCGAAGUCCACUGAGGCAAAGAAAGGCAAGAGCAAAGGUGGUACAGGUGGUAAAGGCGGCAAAGGAAAAGGAAGAGGAAGAGGCGGAAGAGGCGGAAGAGGUCAAAAGUCUCGGUCAGGAGAGGAAUCGGCCAGCGGAUCCCGGACGAGCGCGAAGCCACCGGUGGUGGGCUCCCGCGAAGAUGUUUCGCCGGCAACGGCGACGGAGGUGCCAUCCACGGAUCCCAAGACGGGCCCUGCACCCACUGCGGCAAGUUUGGGGGCCGACGACGCAAUGCAGGGCUUGGUCGCCUUGGCUGGUGGCGCGAACCGGCUGCCCGAGCGGUUGAGCAACUGCGCCUUUGACACCGGAGGACAGGAGUGGGUGCCUCGUGGCCGGGUCGGCCAGGUGCCCCAGAAGCGCCGCCCAUACCUCCUCUACGGCUACACCCACAAGGCGGAGAAGUCAAAGACAGGCAUGGCCGCUUGCAAGCGCUGUGGCGACAAAAUCCCGAAGAACGCGUUGAGAAUUGGCUAUCCGGUCAAGGACCAACGAGGCGAAUAUGGUGCCAUCGUCAACUGGUUCCACAUGGCAUGCGCGCGGCACGAUGACAUGGCCGUAGCUUACGCCAAAAUGGGGGACACAAAGAUGUCGAAGACUAUUCUUGGAUAUGCAGAUAUGCCUGUCGACAUGCGCCAAGACUUUCGCGCGGAGCUGAUGAAGCCGAGGGAGGAGCCACAGCCGGAAGCGCCGCCAGCAGAGCAGGCGCCGCGCAAGUUGCCGCAGCAUCCGGCCCCGAAAGCCCUCACUCGCUCGAUGCUGGCAUUUCAGUCUGAAGGUCUAGGAUGGAUGCUGGAGCGCGAGGCUGACGAAGCCACUCGUGGAGGGAUCUUGGCCGAUGAGAUGGGUAUGGGCAAAACGCUCCAAACCAUUGCGCUGAUACUGGCAGGUGAGAUCAAGGGUGCCACGCUUGUUGUGUGCCCUGCUGCGGCCAUGCUUCAGUGGCGCAACGAGAUCCUGCGCUUCACAGCGCCAGGUAGCCUGGAAGUGCGUCUUUAUUAUGGGUUGGAAAAGAAGAGCGUGCUGGAUGAUUUGAUGGACGAGACGGUGUACCUGCGGCGGACUGUCGUUCUCACCACCUACCAGACGCUGGAGAGCGACUAUCGUCAACAGGUGAAUCGGACGAAGGUCCAGUGCCAAUGGUGCGGUCGGCUCUUUCAAAAGCAGAAGCUCUUCUACCACCAGAAGUACUUCUGUGGACCAGACGCGCAGAGGACCGAGAAGCAGAUGAAGUCGCAGCGGAAGGCCGACUUCAAGGAUGAGGCGGUCAAGAAAAUGAAGAUCGGCGGGACUGAGACGAACAUCGUCUUGAAUCCGCUCAAUGCCAUCCGCAGUGCGGCCACGCAAGCGUUGCGUCGCAGAGCCAAGAGCUCAGGUGCAAUGCCGUUCCCUGUGUCCGUGCUUCCGGAUGAAGCCCAGGCAGCUCUGCGUGGCGCAGGUGAAAGCUCUCCGCAGGCAGAGGCACCGGCCACCCCUGCCAAGCGGCGCCGCGGUAAGGGGCCCGGUGCAGACGCAGAUGCGACGUGCAGAAACUCCAGCCCCAGCAGCACUCCGGCGCCCGUGUCGAUGCCCAGACACGGGAAUCGAAGCGGAAACGCAGGGACUGGCAGCGACGACGCAUCGCGCGUGGGAUGGGGUGCCACCCUGAACGGCAAGCGGUCGACUAAAGUCAUCGAGCUUACGCAAAGUGAUGACAGCGACAUAGAGCUCUUACAUGAAGAGGGUGCGCAAAGGAAUGGCUUGGCUUUUGGGUCUGCAUCUGCUUCGUCGCCUAAGCCCAAGAAGGGCAAGGCGGCGGCAGAGUUCGAGGCGAGCACAGAGGCGAUUCCUCCGCCCCCUCCACCACCUCCCGCUGACACGGAUGAUGAGGAUGCUGCAGACAUCGAUCUGUCCAGGUCGGCGUUGUACAAAACGGUUUGGGGACGCGUUGUCCUCGACGAGGCACAUCGCAUCAAGACUCGGACGAACAGCACGGCACAGGCUGCCUUUGCGCUGCGGGUGCGCGGGUCACGCUGGUGCCUAUCUGGCACGCCGCUCCAGAAUCGAGUCGGGGAGUUCUGGUCCAUCAUCAGAUUCAUCCAGUUCUAUCCAUAUGCUCACUACUUCUGCACAAGGAAAGGCUGCAAGUGUUGCUCGCUGCACUACCGCUUCGACAUUGAGACCUCGCUGUGCAAGAAGUGCGGACACACCAAGAUGCAGCAUCGCAGCCACUUCACAACCGAGGUUUCCAACCCUAUCAAGAAGUUCGGCUUCCUUGGUGCCGGAAAGGUGGCCAUGGAGAAGUUGAGAACGGAGGUCCUCGAUCGCAUCCUUCUUCGCCGAACGAAAGUGGAGCGCGCGGCCGAUGUGCAGCUGCCGCAGCUGACUGUUCGAAUCCGAAAGGACAAGCUCUCUGACCAAGAGCAGGACUUUUACACUGCCAUGUACACGGCAGGCCGGACGCAGUUCGACACCUACGUCGAAGGUGGGACGGUGCUCCACAAUUACGCGCACGUGUUCGACUUGAUCAUGAGGCUGCGGCAGGCCGCCGGGCUCCCAGCAAAAGCUGUCCCAGUGAGCCGCGUCAUCAAACUCGGGUACAUGCACCUAUUCAUACAAUCAGUAGACUUGGUGAUCGACGAGUAUCGCAUACCCGUGCCUGCAUGGUGUUAA
This is a messenger RNA of Symbiodinium sp. CCMP2456, 3027 nucleotides long. NCBI's taxonomy places the organism in Eukaryota, Dinophyceae, Suessiales, Symbiodiniaceae. The record is from the annotation of a GenBank genome assembly.